ACGAAGCGUCGAAUUCCAUGCACGUUUUUAGAACGUUCGCCGCACGACUCCCGCCAGACGACCGUUUAAAUUCUGUCCUCCGUGAAGCACACGCCGAGAGGACUGCAGGCAUUUAUUUAUUGAGUUUUUUUUUUACAUUAGUCUAAACCACAGCUCGCAGAAAUGGCUGAAUCAGACGUCAAUCCUAAAGCUUAUCCUCUGGCCGACGCAACUCUCGCCAAAACCAUCCUAGACCUGGUGCAGCAAGCGGCCAACUACAAACAACUGAGAAAAGGGGCCAACGAAGCCACUAAAACCCUGAACCGUGGUAUUGCGGAGUUCAUCGUGAUGGCUGCUGAUGCUGAGCCGCUGGAGAUCAUCCUUCAUCUGCCUCUGCUGUGUGAGGACAAGAACGUCCCGUACGUGUUCGUGCGCUCCAAGCAGGCCUUGGGCCGGGCGUGCGGGGUGUCCCGGCCCGUCAUCGCCACCUCCGUCACCAUCAAGGAGGGCUCUCAGCUCAAGCCUCAGAUUCAGUCGGUGCAGAUGGCCAUCGAGAGACUCCUGGUCUGAGAACUCUCUCUCCACAGUUUUCCCUCGUUUAUCAUUCACCAUCUAAAUCUGGUUUCUCAAUUAUUGUUUGUUUUGUGGAUGUUCAGUUUUUAUCGUUUAUCAUUCACCAUCUAAAUCUGGUUUCUCAAUUAUUGUUUGUUUUGUGGAUGUUCAGUUUUUAAAGUCUUUACCUGUCAUUUUUUAUCACUUUGACAUUGGAUGAGCACAUGUACAUUUAUAUUGUGGAAAGAAAAAAUAGCUGUUUUUAUCUUUUUUUUUUUAAUUGAGAAUUCAGAUUCAACAUGGUAGAAAACUUAAGAGUAGUUUUGUUAUGUAUAGCAAUUAUUGUACAGACUUAUAAUAAAACUUCCAGAAUACAUAAUGUCCUAUACAUAAUCUAUCUGUAUAAUUAUACUGUACAUGUGUACUUUACUGUCAAAAAUUGAGGUCAGUUUUUUAUAUAUAUAUAUAUAAAAAAGCUCAUGCUCACCAAAAAGGCUGCAUUUAUUUGAUUAAAAAUACAGUAACAACUAAAAAUGUAACUUUGAUGGUAAAGCUGAAGUUUCAGCAUCAUUACUCCAGUCUUCAAUGUCAAGACACCAAGUUGUAAAUAUUUUAUAACAAAAAAAGUGUCACUUUUUAAUCAAUUUAUUUUGCAUCCUUGCUGAAUAAAAGUAUAUAAAUAUUUACUGACCUUAAAA
Molecule: messenger RNA, 1229 nt
Organism: Carassius gibelio (silver crucian carp)
Lineage: Eukaryota; Metazoa; Chordata; Actinopteri; Cypriniformes; Cyprinidae
Product: NHP2-like protein 1
Exons: 3
Coding region: 163-549 (128 amino acids)
Biological process (GO): maturation of SSU-rRNA; ribosome biogenesis; mRNA splicing, via spliceosome
Cellular component (GO): nucleolus; box C/D methylation guide snoRNP complex; precatalytic spliceosome
Molecular function (GO): RNA binding
Source: RefSeq, a predicted model, not a curated record